GCCUCACCAUUUACACUGACUAAUUGGGGGAAAAAAGAGAGCAACAUCUCAAUCGGCAAAUAACAAAGAAAUUCCAAUUGGAAAAAUUCUCGAAACUCAAUCCAAAUAUGUUGAGGCAUAUAGCAACCACGAGUCUCGCCGGACGUCUCCGGUGCUCCGGGGCUGCCGGCGGUAGCGCCCUGCGGCGGAUGUACCACGAGAGAGUGGUGGACCACUACGACAACCCGAGGAACGUCGGGUCAUUCGACAAGAACGAUCCCAAUGUGGGAACGGGUCUCGUUGGAGCACCGGCGUGUGGUGACGUCAUGAAAUUGCAGAUUAGGGUUGAUGAGGAGAGCGGUAAAAUCGUGGAUGCUUGCUUUAAGACUUUCGGAUGUGGUUCCGCUAUCGCCUCCUCCUCUGUGGCAACUGAAUGGGUGAAAGGUAAGCCAAUGGAGGAAGUUCUGACGAUAAAAAAUACGGAAAUUGCAAAGCAUCUCUCCCUUCCGCCUGUCAAACUACACUGCAGCAUGCUUGCUGAGGAUGCAAUCAAGGCAGCUGUCAAAGACUACGAGGCAAAAAGAUCAAAGCCAAGUGCUACGCCUCUGGAGGCCAAAGCUGCUGAUGCUUGAGAAUGCACACUCAGGCAUUCCAAGAGACUGUUCUUGGUCAUGUUACAAUAAUGUUUAAUCUCAGGAAUUCGAUUUCGCUAGCUUCUUCUUUUUAAAUGGUUGCUUUUCUUGCGAUCCUAUUAGCGUGAAACAGAAGAUACUGUACAUGAGUUUUUGGGUGUUCCAUGCUUGUUGAAUUGUGUUUUUGUCGUUUUGGAAAUCUAAUUUAUUUCUUCUA
Salvia hispanica is the source of this 828-nucleotide messenger RNA. RefSeq lists its product as uncharacterized. Lineage: Eukaryota; Viridiplantae; Streptophyta; Magnoliopsida; Lamiales; Lamiaceae. The record is from RefSeq and is a predicted model, not a curated record. Gene Ontology annotation, biological process: iron-sulfur cluster assembly. Gene Ontology annotation, molecular function: iron ion binding; iron-sulfur cluster binding.